This is a messenger RNA of Laccaria bicolor S238N-H82, 786 nucleotides long. RefSeq lists its product as uncharacterized. The record is from RefSeq and is a predicted model, not a curated record. Lineage: Eukaryota; Fungi; Basidiomycota; Agaricomycetes; Agaricales; Hydnangiaceae. Gene Ontology annotation, molecular function: protein binding. The coding region runs from base 1 to 786 and encodes 261 amino acids. The transcript has 4 exons.
AUGUCUGCGUCCAACCACGACAACGAAGAGCUCCCGGCUCUCAUUCAACAUCCUGAUUAUUACAUCGAGGGAGCCGAUCUGUCCUUCCUUGCUGAGCGCACCCAGUUCAAAGUACAUCGCUAUUUCUUUGAACGGGAAUCACCGUACUUCCGCGCACAGCUGGAAAUACCAGUAUCUGCUGGGGGUGCAGCUAGUAAGGGAUCCAACAGUUCAAACGCGAUCGUCCUUUCGGGCGUAAAAGCAACUGAGUUCGAGCUCUUUCUCUGGGUCUUUUACAACCCAACAUACUCGUUGUAUAAGAAAACGGUGGUAGAAUGGGAGGUGAUUCUCCGACUGGCUGAGAAAUGGACAUUUUUAGAAGUCAAGAAUCUCGCUGUACGUGAGCUCGAGAAGUUGACGAUUUUGGAUGUCGACCGGAUUGCAAUAUAUCAAGCCCAUAACGUGGAUCGCAACCUUCUCGUACCCUCCUACUCCCGGCUCUGCGAACGUGCCGAACACUUGAACGUUCCAGAGGGACUCCGGCUUGGAAUGGAAACGACAAUUUCCAUUGCGAAUGCUCGUGAAGUAGCGCGACGGCCCGCCACGUGUGCCAGCGGACCGAAAUUGGAAGCGAUUAUCCGCGACCUAUUCGAUAUCAAGCUUGAAGGUGGCCCUGCUCGUGAUAACCAAGCCAGUCACAACCCAGAGGGGCAUAGUAAGGAAAACCGCCUCAAGGGCGUCAACGGCGGAGCUCGAGGCGAGGGGAACAGUGGACAGCAUGGGCAUACUAAACCCGACAAGAAGUGA